This is a messenger RNA of Cyclospora cayetanensis, 2838 nucleotides long. RefSeq lists its product as uncharacterized. The record is from RefSeq and is a predicted model, not a curated record. Gene Ontology annotation, molecular function: protein binding; translation elongation factor activity. The coding region runs from base 1 to 2838 and encodes 945 amino acids. Gene Ontology annotation, biological process: mitochondrial translational elongation. NCBI's taxonomy places the organism in Eukaryota, Apicomplexa, Conoidasida, Eucoccidiorida, Eimeriidae. The transcript is spliced from 14 exons. Gene Ontology annotation, cellular component: mitochondrial matrix.
AUGGAGACACAAACGGCUUUCACCAAAAAAUGCGAGGACUAUGCAGAAAGGCACGGCAUUAGAGAUCUUAUGCGGUCCCUUGCACGGCUGCUGGUGAUACAGCAGCCAGACGAUCCUCUACAGUGCCUCAUCGAUCACCUGAAGCAGCAGCAGCAGCUCGAAAGCCAGGAGGCACAGCAGCAACAGCCGCACCAAAAAGAAGAGGCGCCUUUUCGGCUGGUAAUGCUGGGCCUGCCGGGCAGCGGGCGGCGGGAGUUAUCUCGACGGUUGGCGGACAUGUGCGACUUACCCCUUGUCUCUGCGGGAGACCUCUUGAGGUUGCACGCAGAAAAGUUCCCCAAUGGAGAAGCUGCGCUGGCACUUACUUCUAAGACCCUCGCGCGAGAUGAGCUAGUGAUUGACCUAAUUACGAAGCGACUAGAGCAACAGCAACUGGAGCACGCAGCCCACAGCAGCUGGAUUCUGGAUGGCUUUCCGCGGACCCGCACACAAGCUGUAGCACUGUUGCAGCUACGACUGUUCCCCGAACGGUGCUGCUUAUUGCUACCUGGAGAGCAGAGAGCCAAAGCUGCUGUGCGUGCUGCCGCUGCCGCCGCAGCAGCAGCACGCACAGAGUCAGCCCGAAGCAUGGAAGGGCCACAAUUUUUUAUUAGCACUACUCCAGAAUCAGAGAGGCGAGCGCGGCUUCAGUUGACAAGAGAGGCAGAUGAGCGUCUGCAGAGCGCAUAUGCCCAUGCAGAGCGAGUACUAGAAGUUUUAGGGCCUCUUGCAGAGACUGUCCCCGCCGACAGCAGUCAAGAGUUGGUGCUCGACAUACUCAAGGCGCGAUGCGGCAUUGAAGGGGACUCUUGGAUUCGACGGCUGCCCCCAAAGCUCUGUAUCCUUGGAUGCUCUGGAAGCGGCAAGUCCACGCAGAGCCGCCUCAUUUCCAACCGUUUUGGAGUGGUGCAUGUAGACGUCCGCAAAUUGCUGCUGCAGCGAGCCCAUGAGGAUGAGGCAUGCAGACAGGCUCUAAUGGAACUCGAGGCCGGACUAGAGUCUUCUUUCGAGCCAAUGUUGGGCCAACUAGUGGCUGACAGAUUAGAGGCUGCAGACUGCGCACGGCGUGGCUGGGUGCUGGAGGGCUUCCCUGAGACAGCGCAGCAGGUGGACUUGCUGAGGCAGCAUCGCAUAGCACCGGAUGGCAUUGUUUUCCUAGAGGUCCCUGAGUCAUCAUACACGGCUAACGUAGAUUCCUGCGGUGGAGCAAACGAGGCUAGGAAGGACGCAGCGCGGCUAGUUGAAAUGCGUCUAGCACAGAUAAAGCGGUGGAUCCCCUUCGUUCAACAAGCCUUCCCUGACAAAUUUACAACUAUUUGGAAGGUAUGGAUUAUCUGGCAUAAGACAAACUGUAAACCGUUGCAUACACUCAAGGCCCUGGGAAUGUUUUAUAGCGAUCAACUUAACAAUGUUGCAGACGUAGAAAAGGCCACAUACGAAGGGCCCCCCUUCUCCUUGGGUCCUCCGUGCAGGAGCCUCUCUGCAGGGGUUCCACUCCGCCAGUCACAGCUACUGUCUGCGCAUCCCAACGCUAGCACUCUCACCUGCACCAGUAGCACCAACAACGGUGCCGCCGGCAGCGCGUUCCUUCAUCGUACAUCACCCUCGGCAGCAGCAGCCGUCCCCGCGGCCAGUUCGGAAGGAGAAGAUGCAGCAGCUACAGCAGCAUCCAAGGUGGACGUGGCUUUAGUGAAGAAACUACGGCAGCUAACGGCUGCCGGCUACGGCAGUUGUCUCAAGGCGUUGCAACAUAGCAACGGGGAUCUGCCAAUGGCAGUUAAGUGGCUGCGGCACCAGGGCGCAGCAGACGCAGCAGCAGCAGUAGCAGCAGCGACCGCUGCAGCUAGUAGCGUCAGGCCUGGUGACGACACGCAAAAGGAAGGCGUUAUCGCCCUGUGCCGAAUUGAAACCAAACUCACACCUGCCCCGGAAGGAGGUGCACUAGACACGUCAGCAAGCAUCGAACGGAUCGCUGCCGUUCAUGUGGCCUGCAGGACCGACUUUGUCAGCCGUAGUGAGGUUUUUACUGCAGCGGCGAGCCGGACAGCCGCUGCGGCAUGCAUGUCUGCCUGCUUCGCGAAGGAGGCAGCAGCAGCUGCUGGUGUACCUGGUGCAGGUACAAGAACAUCACAGCAACAAAAGCUGCUGCAGCAGCUCUUGUCUCUCCCUACUGGCUAUUCGUUCCCAGCGGGUGUGCCGAGCGACGCGGAAGGGGAAGCAGCUGCAACUGUUGGGGCGGACUUGGCGUAUACAUCUCGCCUGGUGGGGGAGACAGUAGUGGUGAAGCGAGUCGCCAUGCGUGAGGCCCUCAGGGGGUCAGGGAUUGUGGCUUUUUAUUGCCAUCAACCUGUUGCAGCUAAUGUCGCCCCACUUGCCGUGCUGCUGCACCUCUCCUACUCCAGGCAGGAGAAGCAACAGGAGGACCAAGCAGAGUUUGAGGGCCACCUACGGCGAUUUGGGAAGCAACUGUGCAUGCAAAUAGCUGCAGCAAAACCACUCGCUGUUAGAGUUGAAGAUCUUCCGCCAGCCAUAGUGGCGCAGGAGCAGCAGUAUGCCCUUUCUAGCCUUUCCAGUAAAGGUGGGAGUAACGCCAAGUGCUUAACAGAUGCAUUUAAACAGAAAAUCGUGGAGGGGAAAAUGAACAAGUGGCAUAAGGAGGUAGUCCUCCUCAAGCAGCCAUGGGCUUUGGACGAUAGUGGCCGAUCCACUGAAAAGGUACUGAAAGACACGGAGCAGCUGCUCAAAAUAAAAGUGAGCAUUGAUGGAUUCGAUCUUCUGGAAGUUGCCAGCGGGUCGUGA